AUUGCUUAACGAUGAUAAAAGGGCGCCAAAGAAAUGCACUGACGUUAUUAUAUUUAUCUUGGGAGCGGGUUUAGGGUUUUAGGUUGACGCGGGCGAGGAGGAGCUUUGUCGGAGACAUGGCCUUUUGGGGAGUGGAAGUAAAACCUGGAAAGCCUUUUACUCAUAAAUAUGAUGACUCCAAAGGACGCCUCCAUAUUUCAAUGGCCACUUUGGGUUUGGGGACUGCAACUGCAACAACAAAAAGCACACUGCAGUGCAAUGUGGGAAACAAGAGCCCUGUGUAUUUAUGCUCUCUCUAUCCGCGAACCACUGAGUCAUUGCAAUUAAAUUUGGAGCUUGAGGAAGUUGAUCAGGUUGUUUUCUCUGUAAUUGGCCCUCGGAGCAUUCACCUCUGCGGUUACUAUCUUGCCACUUCCCGCAAUCCCCAUGUCAUUGAUGAUUCGGAAUCAUAUGGGGAGGAUAUUGCAGAUACAGAAACUGAGAGAUCUGAUUACAGUGACGAAGAUGAGUAUGAGGAUAGUUUUAUUGAUGAUGAUGGUGUUCCGGAGGUUUACCCAUCAUCUCCUCUUUCCAACGAAGAGGAAGCUUCUCAUGAUGACAGACCAAAAGGUAGGAAAGGAAGCCUUCGGCGGCUUAGGAAGAAGUACCACUCGGUAGAGUCAGACGAUGAUGACUGUCACGAAGAAAAGAUAAUAGUCAAUGACAGUAAGCAUGACCAAACCAAAGAAAUUGAAAAUGAAGAUAGCCUACCUAUUUCGUCUCUUUAUAAGAGUACAGCCACUGGAAAGGCCUUGGACCAGGAAAUGGAUGAUAUUGUUGACAGAGGAGCAGGUGAUGCCAGCAACAAGAACGGUGAAGAUGGUGGAAAUAGUAUUAUCAAAUCAAAUUUAAAAACUGACAAUGUCGUUAUAGAUAUUCAGACGCAUAGGGAAGCUGAAAAUGUUGGGGAUAUUAAAAAAAUGAGAAAGAAAAAAAAGGGAAAAGAAAAAGAGACUAAGAGUUCCUGUGAUGGCCAUUCUAUCAAACUAGAUAACAGUGUAGGAGCUGAGCCAAAAAUGGAAAAGGCGACCCAGGAUUUUGUGGCAGGAAAUGAACAACACCAGCAACAUGCUGAUCAUAAGGAAACUGUUGAUCAUGGUCUGGAUGAAAAGCCAAAGAAGAAAAGGAAAGAGUGGUCAGAGGAGGGAAGGCUUUCGAUUGCUAAUGGUGUUUAUCACGACAAUCUUGUUAAUUUGCCUCAGAGAAUUGAACACAAUAAACAGCACACAGUUAAUGGCAGGGAUGUUAAUAUUUCGGACAAUGUUGCGUUGCCUUCUACCAAAGUGGAUCCUGAAAAGAGUAGAACAAAGAGGAAAAAGAAAGAACAGGUAAACAACGGUGACAAAGGAUACCAUGCAGAUAUCAUCCAAGAGGACAAAGCCAACUCCCAUAAUCUGAUUCAUAAAUGUUUUGAAGAAAAAGAGCAACAUCAGAAGCUAGCUAAUGAGAAUGGUGUGGACGGCAGUGCUCACAACUCUCCUGAUAAAAAUCAAUUUGAGGAUACAAAAGUUAAGAAAAAGAAGAAAAAGAAUAAAAGCCAGGGCAGUUUGGAAGUUGUAAACUCUGAUAUGCCUGUAUCUGUUGAGCAGAGUGGCAAGACUGAGAUGAUGAAGGGGGACAGAAAUAAGAGGGCCGAUGCAAAGCCUUCCCAGGUUACAUCAUUGUCAAAUGGACUAGUUAUUCAAGAGCUAGAGAAGGGGAAAGAUGAUGGCAAAAUUGCUGUGUCAGGGAAAAAGAUCAGUGUCUACUACACCGGCAAGUUGAAGGGAAAUGAAGUAGUAUUUGAGUCAAAUGCUGGCCAAGCUCCUUACAAAUUUCGCCUUGGUAAAGGACAAGUUAUCAAGGGUUGGGAUGUUGGCCUUGAAGGCAUGCAAGUUGGAGAAAAGAGAAGACUUAUAAUUCCGCCAUCAAUGACGUCUACGAGUGAUGGACAGAAUGCCAAAAUACCAUCAAAUUCGUGGCUGGUUUAUGACUUCGAGCUGGUUAAAGUUCAUUGAAUGUCUCAUCCAAACUGAUUAUAUGGUUGGUUAUGUUUUUGGGAGAACGCGGAUAAAAAUUUUCGUGGAGUCAGGAGGCGAUAGGUGGGGCUGUCAAAAACUGAAUUCAACUGUAUGGGCCGUAGGGUUUUUUUUUUGGGUUGAAUCUGUGGUGAAUUAGCCCCCAGUGAUUAGUUUUUGAUCUUGAAGAUCGGGUUGACAUGCGCAACCAAAUCAAAAGUUUUACUUCUUUCAUAUACCAUGUUGAAGACAAAUGAUACGGCGGGGGAAAGUAAUGGAAGUGUUUCAUAUACAUACAACGGGUUGUUUUCCUGGUAUGCCAAAAGAUAAUAAAACCCUUCUCUACAGAACACUAACUUAAAAUAUUCGAUCACAAAAUGAUCCACGAG
Abrus precatorius (Indian licorice) is the source of this 2425-nucleotide messenger RNA. RefSeq names its product peptidyl-prolyl cis-trans isomerase FKBP43-like. Bases 117 to 2036 code for a protein of 639 amino acids. NCBI's taxonomy places the organism in Eukaryota, Viridiplantae, Streptophyta, Magnoliopsida, Fabales, Fabaceae. Gene Ontology annotation, molecular function: peptidyl-prolyl cis-trans isomerase activity. The transcript has 13 exons. The record is from RefSeq and is a predicted model, not a curated record.